GAGCGUGGCGGGGUGGCUGAGGACGCAUGCGUGGGUUUCAUCCCGCAGCCCUUGCCCCCAGGCUCCCACUCGCUGGUGUGCUUGGUAAAGCAGGGCUGCAGGAUCCCUCCUUAGGCUGGGGAUGAUGGAAGUUUUCCUACCCACCCCCGACUCUUUCCAGACACACCCACUCUAGGACUCACUUUCCAGGGCACAAGUCGCAAGUACUGGUUCUUAGCACCUCAUGGUCUACAUGUCCUUGUUGAGUUCUGGCUACCCAAUACGACAAAAGCAAUGUGGUCAGAGAAGAACCUGAAGUCGAAUACUCUGCCUCCCCUCCAACAAACCAAAGGCCACAGCAAAAACAAGAUGAAGACUCAGCCAGCAGUGAAGUCCCAGUCCUCUAUAGAUGUGGCAAGCUUGUCAAAGAAUGUCCGGGGACCUCGAAGAAGGGAAGGAAUGCACCAUGGGAAGAUGCAGGCCAAGGUCCGGCUGAUGCGGUCGAUGCUCCGAAACCAGCGGACCUCACUCCAGGAGCUCUACAACCACGAGAGCUUCCUCAGCAAGCUCAACCAGGAGCUGAUCCAGGCCAUCCAGGACAUGGAGGAGAACAUGGCGGUGAACGUGCGCACAAUGCUGCAGCAGCAGGGCAUUCUCGGGAAUGUCAUCGACAUCUUGGAGUACUCAAACAAGAAGCGGGUGGAGCAGCUGAGGUCUGAGCUCCAGGAGUGGAAAGAAAAGGAAGAGAGCAAAACAAACAGCUUGAAGCAGGAGGUGGAGCAGCUAAAUGCUGAAAUCCUGAAGAUCCACGAGGAGGUGAAUUUUCUGAGCACCUACAUGGAUCACGAGUAUCCCGUCAGGUCGGUCCAGAUCGCCAAUUAUAUACGCCAGGUCCAGCAGGCAAAGGACAGCCAGCAGGAUGAGCUGGACAGCCUUAGAGAGAUGCGUGAAAUGAUCCUGGGGUGUUUUUCCAACGUGAUUCAGAAGAAGAAGAAGAAAAUCCUGAGGUCUCUGAUGGUGAAAACCCAGAAGCCCUAUGAGGAGGUACUUUUGCUGAAGACCCUGGACAGCCAGCGCCUGCAGAGGUGCACGAUCUGGUUCAGACAGCUUAUCGAGCAGCUGAAGAAAGAAAUACCUGUAUUAAUUUCGGAGGUGGAGCAAAUGUAUGCAGGAGUCUGGGACCCCCGAGAGGUCGUUUUUAAGGAUGUUCUACUUCAGAGACCCAAGUGUACCCCAGACAUGGCCGUGGAGCUCAACAUUCCUGUGCAGGAACCACUCCCCUUCUAGAGGGCGGCAUGCCUGGCACCUCUCCUCCUUGCUCUCUUCCGUCACAGGGGUUUGGGCAGGUCUACUUGCAAGACGCUGUCUCCAUUCUGAGUCUGACCCACAGCCCCGCCCCUCCUCCAGCCCGCUCCCUUGCUGCUUGGAUCAGGCAGGAAUUCCCAGUCUUUGCUGCCAAUAAAGCUGGGUUUGUGUUUGCCUGG
Messenger RNA from Onychomys torridus (southern grasshopper mouse), 1463 nucleotides. RefSeq names its product chromosome 4 C20orf96 homolog (gene C4H20orf96). The record is from RefSeq and is a predicted model, not a curated record. Lineage: Eukaryota; Metazoa; Chordata; Mammalia; Rodentia; Cricetidae. The transcript is spliced from 11 exons. Bases 274 to 1266 code for a protein of 330 amino acids.